UGAAACGCUCAAAAUCACGAUCAAAAUCUUCUAGUACCACCGAGUUACACAGUGUCCUUUUUUACCACUCGAGCAAACAGUUCCCCUGGGAGUAUCUGUUUUACCAAGAACACAGUCAGGAGAAACUGCACGAAUUGCUGGCUACCAGACCUCAUGAGUUCAAACACUGUAAAUUAAAAUGGAGCGACAUGAUCUGGCAUACGCAAAACCUUUCAACGAUCCGACCUCUGCCAUCUGCAUCAGUGGAAUAGAUUAUGUGGCCAGAUCCUUUCCUGGUGAUGAGGUGUGCGUUCAGAUCUUAAGCGACGAUCCGUUGACGGGGAAAAUAGUAGGAUUGCUGAAUAGAUCUGAAGAAUGUUGCACCGUUAUCUGUAGGAUGAAAGGACGCAGACAACUAGUUACGCCUGUCAAGAAUAACAUGACCAUGAUACGCAUCCUUCAAAAACUCCCUGAGGAGAGUAUAUUUGAGAAUCAACUGUUAGUUGUCAAAGUGAUGAAAUGGGAAAAGGAUUAUAUGUUUCCUCUUGGAGUUGACAAAGUGAUCUCAGAAGAGGAGCAUUUUAACGAAUUUCUGAAAGUAGAAUGUGGCAUCAAAGACGCUCCUCCGAAGUUCCAACCAAAAUGUGACAGAGAUGAAUAUGAAAAAAGACAGAGCUUCAUCGAAGACAAAACAUUUACCAUCGAUCCCAGUACUGCAGAAGACUUGGAUGAUGCCUUUAGUCUGGGUGACAGGGGAGAACAAUAUAUGAUUGCAAUUCAUAUUACUGAUGUAGCAAGUUACAUAAAGAAAGACAGUAAGGAGGAUAUAUUUGCAAAGGCCCAAGGUCAAACAUUUUAUCCUCCUCCUGAAGUGCGUGCAAAACCAGCUUUCAUGUUUUCAAGAGAAGCGAGCUAUGAAUACUUAAGCUUACUCCCGGGUAAGAAACGGAAGGCCAUAUCCUUGGUAAUGAUGAUUAACAAGGUCACCAGCAUGAUAGAGUCCAUCUCUUUUACUCUUUCCCAUGUCUGUUCUAACAGAAGGUUUUCAUAUGAAGAGGCAGACAAAAUCAUACAAGAUUGUUGUUUGGAUAAAAAAGAAGCACCCCUUAAAUUUUCCACUGAAGAAGAGUGUGUUGCUGUGGCCUAUUGCUUUACCAAGGUGCUUAGAAGGUUCCGCUUGGAAGGGAGCUGGAGCAUUGGACAAAGAAAAGGAUACAGUCGAGCCCAUUGCAUGGUAGAAGAGCUGAUGAAUUUCUAUAACAAUGCAGUGGCUGAAACACUCAUCUCCAAUGAACAAACAAGAGAUCUCACCCCACUAAGAUGCCACUCUAAGCCAGAUCCUGUACUGCUUGACCAGUUUAAAACGAGAUACUCUGCCUUGCUGCCUUUCUCUCCUUAUCUUUCACAAAUCUGUGAAGUUGCAAGAGCAGGAUUUGAAGAAACCGAAGACAAUGUGACUUUCAUUCAUGUCUUGACACCUGUUUUCCAGCAAAUGAAAGCUUUGGCGCAAGAAGGUGAUUACCACAGGCUGGUUCAUCUUAUUAUAUCGGACGAAAUCCACCCUACGUUACUUCACAUGGCGAAGGAAUUCAAGGAAAUUCAAAAGAAAUCUGUGACCCUGAGGUCAUGUUCCAGCUUAAACUCAAAACUAGGACAUUACGCUUUGCAACUCAAUGCAUACACAAGUGCUUCCUCUCCUAUGAGACAGUAUCUAGACCUGAUUCUUCAGAGGCUUCUCCAUAGCGUGCUCUUAAAAAAAAACCAAUUGGACAUGGAUUACAUGAUGGCUGAAAUCGAACGGUUCUGUGACGAAUGCGAUUAUACUGAGGAUGUUGACUCAGAGUCAUCAAGAUUCGUAAGUCACAUUAAAAAUAGUUCUGGAGAUGUGACCAAACUGGCAGUGGUGGACCGGUUUUCUCCAAAAGAACAUGCGUUUCUUAUCUCAGUUCUUCUUGACAGUAUGUCACAAAUAAAAAUUCAGUACAGAAACCUAAAGGUAGUUGAGCAGCCUGAGUAUAACCAUCACGCCAAUUCCUGCACUCUCUACUGGAAAAGAAGAGUGUAUUCAUUUUCUGAGAAGUUCAUUCCACAGCUGCAUUCAGAUAUGAACCUUGUAAUUCCGAUCUCUGUUACAAAAUGGACUGCAAUUAUAUCUGCAGUUGAAGAUGAAGACUGGGUCAAGGUCACAGGGUGCCUUCAAGAUGAACGAGAAUAUAAUGUAAAACCUUUGGUAAAUUCACACGCUUCUCCGAAUAUGCCGAAUCAUUUCAAAGAGUGGAAAAAGGAACUCGAGUUAAAAGAAGUGCUACAAGUGCAGCUUGGCACCGAUGUAAUCAAUGGGGAAAGAAUGCCUGUAGUAAAUCUCCUUACUGUCAACGAAUUCUUUGAUGUUUGUCUGGAGCACGCAAGAAAUCCAAUUAAGUGUUUCACAAAUGACACAGCGUGCCGUAAAUCGCAAACAGAAUACCGAGAUUAUAAGGAAUACAUGAACAUUUGGGGGAAGCUCUGUUCAAUGGACACUGCCUACAAUGCUGUGGAGGAAAAUAAUAGUGUGAUUCUUGAAGGUGUAAGAAUAACAUGGAGGGAAACCACCGAAAAAUCUCUCGAAGGUUUCUUUGAAAUAACACCUACUCAGGUGAAAGACUGGUCUCUUGAAUUUGACCUGACAAACUGUUACCUGUGCAUCAGAUUGAGGAAUCAAUGUGCUGAAAAAGCAAAAACAACUAAGUGCAAUGGCUCUAGCCUUUCCGAUUUGCAGAACACACUCCCCUUUACAUGGGUUGCACAUGGUAUUCCUACCGAAACAAAAAAGCAAAGAAAGGAAAAGAAGACGAAUAAAAACUCACAAACCACCAAAAUACAGUUUCAAAUAAACCACAGAAAUACGACACAUGUACCACCUGAAGUUAAAAAGAAGGAAACUCAGUUCACUGUUGAACUCAUUCCAAAGAAAAUUCCAUACGUACAAUAUGAGCAUGCUAUUGACAACAUACAUGAAGCUAAUGACCUGGUGAAGAAGAUUGCAACUGGGAAAGUUUUAAAUGCUUCUAUUGGACUUGAAGAGCUACAUUCAGUCGACGAGUACAUGGACAACGCUCCAAACCUGCCACCAUUGAAUGAAAGCCAGAAAAGGGCAGUGCAGGAGGCUUUUAAAAAUCCUUUUACUGUGAUCCAAGGACCACCAGGUACUGGUAAAACUGUGGUUGGGGUUCAUAUUACAUAUCACUUCUACUUGAAGAACAAGGCUUUUGAAGCAGCAUGUCCAAACCAGCCACCAACACAGGGACAAGGUGCAUCUGCAAAAGAGAAAAAAAAAAAGAAGCUUGCCAUUCUGUAUUGCGGCCCCUCCAACAAGUCUGUGGAUAUUGUGGCAGAACAGUUAAGCAAAGUCAUUAAGCCUCUUCGGAUCUACUGUGAUCAGAUGGAAAUGCGAGAGUACCCCUAUCCUGGAAGUGAUCUAAAGCUCUGUCGCAGAUCUCUCCGUGAUGAGAAACCAAAGGAAGAACUCAGACACAUCUCUCUGAUGUAUUUGGUGCGACAACCUGAAAAUAGCUAUUCAGUGGAGAUCAACAAUUUUGAAAAAGGCACUGUGGAGUUUGACAGUGAAAGAUACAAGAAAGUGUUGAAGAUGGCUCAGAGAGAAGAACUUCUGAAGCAUGACGUGAUCUUGUGCACCUGCUCGACUGCUCUAAAACCGAUCCUAAAGAAGACCAUGGACUUCAGACAGAUCCUAAUUGAUGAAUGUGCCAUGGCCACAGAACCAGAAGCAUUCAUUCCUUUAGUCUCACAUAAUCCAGAGCAGAUUGUGCUUCUGGGUGACCACAAACAGAUUCGUCCAAUUGUAACAUGUGACCGUGUUAAGGAGCUCGGCAUGGGAAAGUCCCUCUUUGAACGAUACAUGGACAGGGCAUUGAUGCUGGACACACAGUACAGAAUGCAUGAACAUAUCUGUAAUUUCCCCUCGAACGAAUUUUAUCAGGGGAAACUGCAGACCGGAGCAAAGCAAAGAAAGUGUCUUUUGCUAAACAGAAAUAACAGACCCACUGCUAUCCUAUUUGGUCAUGUUGAAGGAGAAGAGUUCAGUUUAUCAAUUUCUACAACAGCUGGAAAUGAAUAUUCAGUAGCCAAUGAACUGGAAGCAAUGCAAGCGGUUCAGGUUGCAAGCCGGUUAAUUAGCAGGUCUGGUGUGGAAGCAGUGGACGUUGCCAUUCUCACCCCCUACAAUGCACAGAUGUCAAAAAUCAAGGAGAUUUUGUCAAGCAAGAAAAAUCAAGCCGUUCAGAAUGUCAAUGUUUGUACAAUUAUGAAGAGCCAAGGGAGCGAGUGGCGUUACGUGAUCAUCUCUACAGUCCGUUCCUGUACACUUGCUGAGAUCGAGAAAGAGCGGCGAAGCAAAUACAUCAGCAAAGGUUGGUUGGGGAAGAAACUCGGCUUCAUCACAGACCCGAACCAGGUCAACGUUGCUAUUACACGUGCUCAGGAUGGACUUUGCAUUCUAGGUAACCGUCACCUAUUAAAUUGCAGUGCGCUGUGGGGACGCCUGCUGUCUCACUACCAGACAAAAAACUGUGUGCUGGACUCGGCUAAAGACAUUAAAGUAGGUUUUUGACCAUUUCAA
Messenger RNA from Silurus meridionalis, 4597 nucleotides. Its product is annotated as helicase with zinc finger domain 2-like. Lineage: Eukaryota; Metazoa; Chordata; Actinopteri; Siluriformes; Siluridae. The record is from RefSeq and is a predicted model, not a curated record. Gene Ontology annotation, molecular function: RNA binding; 5'-3' DNA helicase activity; RNA nuclease activity.